Molecule: messenger RNA, 1084 nt
Organism: Brassica oleracea var. oleracea
Lineage: Eukaryota; Viridiplantae; Streptophyta; Magnoliopsida; Brassicales; Brassicaceae
Product: rac-like GTP-binding protein ARAC6
Exons: 6
Coding region: 321-914 (197 amino acids)
Biological process (GO): small GTPase-mediated signal transduction; regulation of actin cytoskeleton organization; establishment or maintenance of cell polarity
Cellular component (GO): cytoplasmic vesicle; cytoskeleton; cell cortex
Molecular function (GO): protein kinase binding; GTP binding; GTPase activity
Source: RefSeq, a predicted model, not a curated record
UCUCUUUCUCUCUGUCGAUCCAAAUCAUCUUCCUCACGUUUUUGUUAACAACCCAACAAACAGCAUCUUCUUCCUCCUCCUUUGAUCAAUCACGUCUUUGUGUUUUCCUCUUUACAUUUUUUCUUUCUUAGUUUGGGUUUCCACAUUUACUUGAGUUUUUGUUUGUGCGGGAGAGAUGUUUAAUUGAAUGUAAAUGGUAGACUAUUCGGAGGAAUAGGAUUCGUAUUGUGGGGUGGUUCCUCUUCCUCAGGCUUAGAUCUGAGGUUGCAUUUACGUUUUUCUGUAUUGUGUCAUUCGUCAUCACGUUUUGGGCUUCGGCAAUGAGCGCGUCAAGGUUCAUAAAGUGCGUCACGGUUGGUGAUGGAGCUGUCGGUAAAACAUGUUUGCUCAUUUCUUACACCAGCAACACCUUUCCCACGGACUAUGUCCCCACUGUUUUCGACAACUUUAGUGCCAAUGUGGUUGUUAAUGGAGCCACGGUCAAUCUUGGAUUGUGGGAUACUGCAGGGCAGGAGGACUAUAACAGACUAAGACCUUUGAGUUACCGCGGUGCUGAUGUAUUCAUUCUAGCCUUCUCUCUCAUUAGUAAGGCUAGUUACGAAAAUGUUUCCAAGAAGUGGAUCCCAGAGCUGAAGCACUAUGCUCCUGGUGUCCCCAUCGUCCUUGUUGGAACCAAACUUGAUCUUCGGGAUGACAAACAGUUUUUUGUCGACCAUCCUGGUGCCGUCCCUAUUACCACUGCUCAGGGAGAGGAGCUCAAGAACCUAAUCGAAGCGCCUGCUUACAUCGAGUGCAGUUCAAAAUCACAAGAGAAUGUGAAGGGAGUCUUUGAUGCAGCGAUCAGAGUGGUCCUUCAACCUCCAAAGCAGAAGAAAAAGAAGAACAAAGCACAAAAGGCUUGUUCCAUUUUGUAAUAGCUUUCAUGGAGACCAAGAAGCAUUUUCAUGCCAAAAGGCUUGUUCCAUUUUCAAUUUUUGUUUUCUUUCCAGUGUUCAUUGUGAAUGCUGUCUCUUAGUUCCUUUUAAAACGAUUUGGGUUGAGUUUAAUUCAACUUUAUGUUUCAAUUGAUAGUCGAGAGAGCUAA